AUGCUCAGCGCCCUUUGUAUUCUCAGCACCUGGCUUCCAUAUUCCCCCGACGCGAUAGUGCUGGACAACCCGUGGCAAUGGACUGGUAUGGCAAUCCGACUCGCGAUUCAGUUGCAUUUGCAUGAGAAUGAGACAUAUAGCCGAUUAGAGCAUCCUGGAAGAGCACGCAGAAUGUGGUGGUACCUCUUUAUCAACGAUACUAUGCAGACGGCUUGCUGUGGGCGCCCUGGAAUGUUCCCCUUGAAAACGUCUGUCCCACUGCCUGUUCCCAGUGACUUCAAAAAUCCCGAUCUCGGAUCGCGCGUGUUCUGUCAGUUAGCAUAUCUCUGUACAGACCUUAGGAAAGUCCUGGACCUGGCCCGAGUUGAUAAAACCACACCAGAGGAGGUGUAUCCACUCCUGGAGACACUGGGACUACAGAGACAAGUGUGGCCCCUCGAAAUGCAACUGUUCGACACUGGAUCUAGACAACCCUACAGUCGCCCUGUUGUUGAGCUCCAUAUAUUUUACCUGGUGACUGUUAUUUUGACGUGCUUCCUUGGCCGCCAGCACAACCCCUCAUUGUUCAAAUACGCCUCAAUGACUGCUUCGUCCUGUGUCUCUCGGCUGUAUGAGGAGAUUCUCUAUCACGAGGAUGUUCGAUACCUACUACCAAUUCAUUCUUGGGCUAACCUCAUAGCUGGAAUCCCCCGAGCCUUCAGCGACAGCGAGACAUUAAACCAAAACCGAGAUGAGGAGCUCAGAAUCAGCAAACAGGUGCUGGAAAUUAUGAGUGAGAAGCAUACGUCCGCUGCUUUUGUACUCGACAAAAUCAACAGUCUCAACAAUAUGCGCACAGAUGCAUUUGCCGCCCAAGCUGAUAACACGUGGGGCACUCUUCCGGUUCCUGGGCAAAUGCAGCUGGCUCAGCUCUUCCCUUUUCCCUUGAGCUUUUGUCCUAUGCUUGGGCUGCUAAGAACUGCGGAAACUAGUGAAAACCAACCGCCGGAUGCGCUUCUCAGUUUACCCAUGGAUAGCAGUGAUUGGCCGAUAGAUUGGUCUUUCUUCUUAUUUGAUGGUCCCAUGAGCUUUUGA
Molecule: messenger RNA, 1074 nt
Organism: Penicillium concentricum
Lineage: Eukaryota; Fungi; Ascomycota; Eurotiomycetes; Eurotiales; Aspergillaceae
Product: fungal specific transcription factor domain-containing protein
Exons: 1
Coding region: 1-1074 (357 amino acids)
Biological process (GO): DNA-templated transcription
Molecular function (GO): zinc ion binding; DNA binding
Source: RefSeq, a predicted model, not a curated record